CGCCCUGAAUUUGCUAUCAAAGAAAGAUAGCAGAGUACACUCAAUUGCAGAGAGGGAGAGAGAGAGAGAGAAGUAUUGAAGAGGAGCCAAGUAGCCAACCACCGUUCUUGGUGGUCUGAAAAGCUGAGUGAAUUGAUUCAGUUCUGGUGAAGGGUUCUUGAGCUUUGCAUUUCUCAUUAGGAAGGGCACAGAACAAUCAUCUCAGUUUCAUCUUUGGUUUUCAAGAAGGAAAAUGGUGACAAGGACUGUGGAUCUCCGCUCUGACACAGUUACUAAACCAACAGAAGCCAUGCGGGCUGCAAUGGCAAGUGCUGAAGUAGAUGAUGACGUGUUGGGUUUUGACCCAACAGCCCAACGCCUUGAAGCAGAAAUCGCAAAGAUCAUGGGCAAAGAAGCUGGUCUUUUUGUUCCUUCAGGCACGAUGGGUAACCUGAUUAGCGUUCUUACUCAUUGUCCAAUUAGGGGAAGUGAAAUCAUCCUUGGUGAUUAUUCGCAUAUCCACAUUUAUGAAAACGGAGGUAUUUCCACCAUUGGAGGUGUUCAUCCGAGGACAAUCAAGAACAACGAUGAUGGAACCAUGGAUCUUGAUCAGAUUGAAGCUGCAAUCCGAGAUCCUAGAUUUGAGAUAUGUUUCCCAACCACUAGACUCAUCUGCUUGGAAAAUUCAAAUGCACACUCUGGUGGUAGAUGCCUCUCAGCAGAGUAUACAGACAAAGUUGGAGAGCUCGCAAAGAAGUACGGGCUGAAACUUCAUAUUGAUGGAGCUCGCAUAUUCAAUGCAUCUGCUGCCCUUGGCGUUCCUGCUAGUAGGCUUGUACAGGCUGCCGAUUCUGUUUCUGUUUGUCUGUCAAAAGGUCUGGGCGCUCCAGUAGGAAGUGUAAUUGUUGGUCCGAAAAGCUUCAUUGACAGGGCAAGGAUUAUGAGAAAGACCUUAGGCGGUGGAAUGAGACAGAUAGGCGUGUUGUGUGCUGCUGCUCUUGUUGGGUUUCAAGAAAAUGUCGGUAAGCUCGAAGGGGAUCACAAAAAGGCUAAAACUUUAGCAGAGGGGCUUAACAAAAUUAGCGGACUGGAAGUUGAUAUGGCUUCAGUAGAAACAAACAUUGUAUUCUGCGAUAUACUUAAGGAAGCAAACACAACUGAAAUGGAGCUGUGCAAGAGGCUAGCGGAACAUGGUGUGCUCAUUCUACCAGAAGGCCCAAAGAGAAUCAGGUUCGUGAUUCACCACCAGAUUUCCGACACUGAUGUGCAGUAUGCAUUAUCCCGAGUUCAGCGUGCUGUGACUGGAGUGGCAAAUGGAAGCGGGGACCAUUGAAAUUGAGGGAAUUGUUAUCUCUGCUUCAAGAUUUUCUAUCUAGUAAAGAAGUGCAAUAUUCCAGUUGAUCUGCAGUUCAUCUUCAUCUUUAAGUAAUUAAGAAGUUAUCUGGUUAUGUUUUAUCCUGUUUUAUUUUAUGAUGCCUAGACUCAUAUGGCCAGUAGGCCAGAAUGCAAUGAUGAAGUUUCAUUUAGAGAAGAAAGAUCUGAUGAUUAUGAUGA
Molecule: messenger RNA, 1533 nt
Organism: Ipomoea nil (Japanese morning glory)
Lineage: Eukaryota; Viridiplantae; Streptophyta; Magnoliopsida; Solanales; Convolvulaceae
Product: probable low-specificity L-threonine aldolase 1
Exons: 11
Coding region: 233-1312 (359 amino acids)
Biological process (GO): L-threonine catabolic process; glycine biosynthetic process
Cellular component (GO): cytosol
Molecular function (GO): L-allo-threonine aldolase activity
Source: RefSeq, a predicted model, not a curated record